AUGCAAAAUGUCAAUAUGAACAGUGAGAUGAAACAAGAAAACGAAACAAUGCAGCCACCAUAUAUACAGGAACGUCUUAAGUCGCUAAAUGAUAUAGAGAGCCAGUUAUGCUCCAUGCUGCAGGAGGCGUCCCAAGUCACGUUCAUUUUUGGUGAACUGAAACGUGGUAAUGAAUCAGUGAAACCCCAAUUCGAAAACCAUGUCAAACAGUUUUACGAACGGCUAGACAAAUCAACCAUGCAGUUACGUAAGGAAAUACAGCUGUUAGACGACAACGUUGGGACACGACUACUACCCAUUAACGUCAACAAGAAGGCCCUAGGCCAAGAUACAGAAAAGAUGGAAGAGCAAUUGGAUUUAUUGUUGGCUAUAUUAGAUCCUUCAAAAUCCAAAUGA
Saccharomyces paradoxus is the source of this 396-nucleotide messenger RNA. RefSeq names its product Med11p (gene MED11). Gene Ontology annotation, biological process: regulation of transcription by RNA polymerase II. NCBI's taxonomy places the organism in Eukaryota, Fungi, Ascomycota, Saccharomycetes, Saccharomycetales, Saccharomycetaceae. The record is from RefSeq and is a predicted model, not a curated record. The coding region runs from base 1 to 396 and encodes 131 amino acids. Gene Ontology annotation, cellular component: mediator complex. The transcript has a single exon. Gene Ontology annotation, molecular function: transcription coregulator activity.